GGGACUCAAGACUUUCUAGAACAAAAUCUAUCCGAAGAUGCAGAUUGGUGGAUGGGGAUUGUGUACAACCUUCAACCUAAGAGUGAUUCAGGAACUUUGACCUGGCUGGAUACAUCUAAUAUAAGUUAUGAUAAAUGGGGAAGUAAGGAAGCCUCUGUCACUGAUGGAAAGUGUGGCUACUUAAAGAAGAGGUCUGGCUACCAGUGGGCAACAACUGACAACUGCAGCCAGGAAUUCUUUUUUAUUUGUGAAUUUGAAUCUGGCCAUACCAUAGCCUGUGAUAACCACAAUGCUACAGUACAGUGUGGAUCAGGAGAAGUGGUAAAGAUUAGUGAGAGCUUCUAUGGACGUCAGAGCCCCCAUCUUUGU
Molecule: messenger RNA, 369 nt
Organism: Staurois parvus
Lineage: Eukaryota; Metazoa; Chordata; Amphibia; Anura; Ranidae
Source: the annotation of a GenBank genome assembly